AUGUGGCGUGCUGCGGCGUGGGCUGCUCUAGUGCACGCUUCACCCUUCGAACCCUUCCCGGUGCGGCCGGACGGGCCCUGGUUCGAGGGUUGGUUCACCCGCAUCAUCGACCAGCAUUCAAAUCGCAGCGUCGCUGUCAUCAUCGCCUCCUUCCAAGCCAAGGGCGCCACCAACUUCACUUCCAGCUGGGCUGCUGCUCUGGUCUCUCAUGCCAAUGGCACAAUGAUCACUGAGCAGGUCUUUCCUUCGCAGUCCUCGGUCCGAAUAACGGACAGAGGACGCCCCGUCAACAAAGAGCUGCCGCGUAGUCAGCCGGCCAUCUUUGAGGUCGAGUCCGAGAUUGGCAGAUUUGCGGUCAACGACAGCAAAUCGGAGCUGCUCCUCACCUUCCCGUCGGGCUUGAAAGUCGAAGCUUCGCUCGACAACCGUGUGCCCUGGGACGCAGCGUGCAAAGACACCUGCGGUCCGGAGGGUUGGGCCGGUCGCCUACCCUCGGGGUUGCUUCCGACGCACUACUUCGUCCACUCACUCGGGUCUACCGCUACCUACGCUGUGAACGAGCUGCGAGGGUUUGGCUUUGCACAUCAGGAGGCCAACUACGGCAGUUUCUUCCCAAGUGCAUGGACGUGGGUUGAGGGCAUCUCGAGCGACGGCUCCUCGCAGCUGCUCUUGACUGGUGGCGCCUUUACCUUGGCGGAGCUGACGGCGCGGCAGUUCCUGCUGGCCUACCGCUCGCCAAGGUUCCAUUGGGACUUCCGCAGUGUCAACAUGGACCACAUUGUUGCCCAGGUGGACGCUUGCCGGAGCCUACUGGUUCUCAGUGCCUCUCGGGUCCUGAGCGGUCGGCGCUUGGAGCUCGAAGUGCGCGCUGUGCCCGGGACCUUCUCCGACCCGCUUUACUUUCCCACACGCGAGGGCUGGAGCAACCGUCCCGGCAGCGUGGAAAGCUAUCGCGCACGUGCCUGGGUCAAGGUCUUCCAGCACGGGGUCUUGCAGGCACGGUGCCUGAAACUUUCACCUCGGACAGAGCAGCGGGCCAGCGUGGCCGGGGUCCUCUUCGGGGGGAGAAAGGGCACAAGAACGCAGCCUGUCGCUGCAAAAGGCCAGCUUGUAGAAGUUCUCCCGUACCUGGAUGCGGAAGUGGCAACCAUAGUGCGGGGAGCCAUCAAGCACGUGGAUGACUGGAUGCACCUCCAUUUUGGGGAACGCGCUAUCGAGAUUGAUGACAGCCAGCCACCACCGACGUCAGCAGGGGAAAGCAAGGGCGAAAAGGUAGAGGACACGAACGAGCCAGAAACACAGCCGUGGCCACCGAGACCACCGUCUACUGAGAAAGGGGCAUAG
This is a messenger RNA of Symbiodinium natans, 1344 nucleotides long. The record is from the annotation of a GenBank genome assembly. NCBI's taxonomy places the organism in Eukaryota, Dinophyceae, Suessiales, Symbiodiniaceae.